AUGGCCAGGCGCCGUGCCGUCAUCUUUUCCGACGACGACGUUCCGACAGGCAGCGAAGAAGACCGAGGCAGCUCACCUGGAAGCCCACGCCGGACCAACGACGACGACCCGCCGGCCUGGAGGGUCCUCGACACGAACUCGAAUCCAUACGAGGACGAAGAGGACGACAAGGACAAAGAAGACGACAAGGACGAAGAGAAGGACGAGCUUCCAGACGAAGAACCGGAGGAGCAAGAGCCCGCUGCAGCUCCCAACGCUCCCGCCGCUCCCCCAGCUCCCAACGCUCCCGCCACUCCCAACGCUCCUGCCGGUGCCGCCGAUGAUAGCGGUCAUAAGUACGGGCUACGGCAGAAGUCGCAGCACGACGCUCAUCCAGCCCGCAAGUUCGGCGUCCAUGUCCGCGACAGGCGCGACAUCAAGCGCGAGGCCGACCGCAAGCGGGACGAGGUCGCUGCAGCUCGGGCAAACAAGCAGCGCGCUGCAGUCACCCGAGCCGAAGGCCUCAACAAGGUCGCGGAAAUGCAAGCUCAGCGACAGUACGAGAACAACGCAGGCCAGGAAGCCGCACGGAAGCCUCCAGCUCGAGCCGCCAUUCGCCAGACUGUCCUGGAGAGCAAUGCCGCUCGAGCUGACGACGAGCAGCUCUUCCCGAGUGUAUCGUCAACGUCGCAACAUUCGCACUCCACCCCUCACGCCUCGACAUCUGAAAACAGCCGAACCAGCAAGCCCUCCGACCCCCACCCCCGCGCACACGACGAGAAUGAGCCCCCCUCCACCCGCGAUGGAUCCCUCCCUCCACCCGUCUAUCCUAUAGGCCCUCCCAGACGGCGCAAGCACGCUUCCCGCCCCAAUUGUCUUGUCGUUGAGAUUGAGACCUGCCCCGACCCUCAAAAAACCCCUCGCACAGAUGCUCGGAACCGUCCCCGCACCGCUCGCAAAUCCGCCGACUCUGCCCACGAGUACGAGGACGAAGAGCAAGACGACGAAACCGACGAGCACGAUGGCGACAACAACAACGAAGAUGACGACGACAAUGCGCACGACGAGCACGAGCGCGGCGACUACGGAAUACCGACGCCAGGACUCGACGACAUCCCCUAUGAGCAAGAUGUUCAAAUGCUCGACUUUCAGUACGCCGACUUAAAUCUUGACAACCACGAAUCCGAUCCCGAACCCUCCAUCAACUUCAACCACAAGGGGAAGGGGCGUCGCAAGGCCCCGACAUACAUUGACGACGACGAGGACACCUGGGAGGCAGGCGGUGGAGGCCAUCGUGCUAAGGCAAGUUCUCUGCUCGCGUCCUUCGCCCCGUACGCGUUCCGUAAGCCCAUGUCCCAGAAGGAGAAAAAGUCUCAACGCCGUGAAGUCGUCCGCACCGCUCUAGAAAGUCAGGGUGCUGCAAUUCCGAAGCGCCCUCGCAGCGAUACUGUGGCGUCUCGCAGUGCAUCGGCCAAGAAGUUCAAACCAACGGGUCCCGUCAUGAACAAGAACUGGGAGCAAGAUACGCCUGCACCUGCCUCGCGGACGCCAACUCCCGCGUCAUCAUCACACUUGGCAAGCUGGCGUGCCCGACAGAUGCGGCACGACGUCCCGGAUUUGACAAGCACAUUCGGAGACCAUCUCCGGCGAGAUGACAUAUUUGCCGCCUCCAAGAAGGGAGGCAGUAGGCGGAUGAAGAGCCUUGUGUCCGUGGAGACGGCCGACGCCUCCGGCACCCCAGACAAUUCCGAAGACGAGUCUCCGGCCAAACCACCACCUAAGCGACGUCGCAAGCGGACUGCAGUGGCAGACGUCCCUCUGGACGUGUCGCGCUCCAACAAGAAGCUACCGGCUUGGUGCACGGGUGAUGUCAAGAAGGUGUACCUCGCCUCUGUGAUUGACAUUCUCGGGACAAAGUGCAAUCCUCUUGACACCGCGGACGACCACGGCGACGACCUCCUCGAUGCGUGUAUUGAAGCUAGGCGCCGGAUCUACCCUACCGACGACACUGAGCUAACGAAGAAGAGCCAGCUGUACAUAGCGGCCGGGAAUGAGAUGUACCCGUGGCGAAGCAAGUUUGUGAAGGUCGGAUGUGAUGCUGUCGAGGCGGAGUACACCAAGGAGCUCGGGCCAGGAUGCACGGCGCCUCAAGUAGCUGCGUGGGCGAGAGCGAGGCGUGACCGCCAGAGCGCCGCCUUCUACAAGAUCGGUGCAACGAAGAAGGCAUAUCAGACCCCAGCGAAAGGCAUAUUUGGCUCCACGCUUAUUCUACGGACGUUUGCACACCACCUAGAUACCAUUGCGAAGAGCAGGAUGGAUCUCGACUUCCCUUUUGGGGCACUCGCCCUGGCUGCAUUCACUGUGGACCACUGCCUUUCUAUGUAUGAGACUGGAGUGCAGCUCCCUGCUAAUGCUGGUUUUGGCUCCCGUGCCUCUCGGAACAAGGUUCAGGAGUGGUAUGAGGACAGAGUCUCUUGCAUUAUUGACAACCCAGAGAAGCAGGACUUGAUCCUUCAAGGGGCAAAUGGUAGUGAUGAUGAUGAUGAUUCUGGUGCACACUUCAACCGUGAUAGUUCUCCAAUGUCUUCCUACUAG
This is a messenger RNA of Epithele typhae, 2574 nucleotides long. RefSeq lists its product as uncharacterized. The record is from RefSeq and is a predicted model, not a curated record. Bases 1 to 2574 code for a protein of 857 amino acids. The transcript has 10 exons. NCBI's taxonomy places the organism in Eukaryota, Fungi, Basidiomycota, Agaricomycetes, Polyporales, Epitheliaceae.